This is a messenger RNA of Vairimorpha ceranae, 122 nucleotides long. RefSeq lists its product as hypothetical. The transcript has a single exon. The annotation marks the transcript as partial. The record is from RefSeq and is a predicted model, not a curated record. NCBI's taxonomy places the organism in Eukaryota, Fungi, Microsporidia, Nosematidae.
AUGAAAAGACAACAAACAAGAUUUGAACUGUUGAUGGGAAUUCGUCAAAUGAAUACUGAAAAUGUCAUUAAUAUUCUACGAUCUAAAAAUUUAUUGCUUUCUUAUUUAGAAUGUGAAGCAUG